AUGGCAUCUCUAAUCAAUCCAACAGCAAUCCCCUCUAUCACUGACCUGCGAAAGGAACUCGAUUACGGUGACCAGCAGUCAUCAAGAUGUCAAGCCUUCUACGACAGCGUUCGGGUUUUCCGAAAGACAUUUAUUAGCAGUCAAGGAUGGGACGGUAGCUCUAUCCAUGACUGGAAAUCUAGAGAACAUCAAACCGCUCUAGGGGAGAUGGUUCGAUCAUAUCUCGAACUUCACGGAAAUGGAAGAGUAUUCUGGCCCGACGACAAUUCACAGAGCCGCGCCAACAAAUACAAGUAUUCAACUGAUGGUGCACGGAUCAAGAGAAUCAUGCGGCAGCUUUUCUGGCGAUUAAACAUUCAGCAACAUCGAAACAUCAAAUACAAGAAGAAUAAGGACAUGGCAGACGAAAUGAAGGCAAAAGGGCAGGCGAAAAGGGGACGAAGCCCCAGUCACGACCUCGGGAUAGAUACAGAUGUCGUCGUCGAUACGUCCGCCAGUCGUGAUGCUUGCGGGACGCCAGGCACUCCAAGAUCAUCGACAGUCAUCAACCUCACUGACUCACCCGUUGGUUCCCACACUGGUGUCAUGAAUCCAGAUCUGCGCGAGACUCAAUCACAUCCGACAAACGAACGGGAGAUCAGCAAAGAUCUAUACCGUGUCCCUGACAGCCCAGACCCGCACAUCCUGCCUCAACCGGAUCAACCCACAUUUGCAGUCAUGUCCACAGGUAUUGGAAGUGAUGGUCGCCAAGUCGCCCCCGUUGCCAACAUGGAGCCAUUGACCAAGGGGCCGAGAGGUGACACUACAACCUCUACCCGUCACAUGUCGUCAAAGAGAGCCGGAAAACAGCCUGCUGGUCCAAGGACAAGUAGAGUCUCACCCCGUAAGCGGAAGCUGCGCAACAUGACCGGUCGUGCGACAGAAGAGGAAGUUUCGGUAGCGCUUCAGUCUCCGGGGCGCAACCCUAGUCCAGAGGUUGUUGUCGAAAACAUUGCUCCAGCUGAAACAAACAGCGCGGUCACUUCUGACAUCUUACCCCCUUGGACUCAAAGACCAGCAAACCGGUUCAGGGCCACUGUGAGCGGGGUGACAGAUGAAGACGUAUCUGUAAACGGCUUUAUACAUCAGCUGAACACGGAGCCUGGGCUUGACGCAACCGAACCAAGCAACAGUACCAACCAUGCGGGGCCUUCGACAAAGGUGACGCGGGCUGAGGCAGCUCCUCAGCCCUCAAUUGAGGUGGAGUCUGUCACAAGGCAGUCAUCUCCAGUUUCUCUGUUCACCUUGCUCGCCGACGUAUUCCCGCCUGAAGGCAGGAAGGUGGUUGAUGAAAGGCCCGCUGAGAACAAGGAUGCACCCCAGGCGCCGCCGGUAGGGCCAGCCCGGGUCGAGUUUCUGUAUCGCGUGGUCUGUCGUUAUCCCGAGCACCAAAGCUUUUCCUGGAAGCCAGAGGGGAGCUUCCGGAGCAAGACGCUCUCCAGGCUGGAGGAGGAGCUUCCAAUACACCUGGAAUGGUCUCAAUUCCAGCACUUGCACUUUCGGGUGACCGCUCCGAACGCGCGAGCCGAACACUUGGUCUGCCGCGGCAGGGAGGAUCAAUUUGAUGCUUUGAAGCGACACCUCGUUGGUUUCAUUCGAGACUGCAUUGCGGAUACACCGUGCGUUAAGACGGUGUUGGUUGAAAUUGACAUUGAGCCAUUAGCAGACGUGAAUUCGGUUAGGAAAUCGACGGACAGGGAGGUCAUGGAUUUCGACUGGUAG
Molecule: messenger RNA, 1761 nt
Organism: Diaporthe citri
Lineage: Eukaryota; Fungi; Ascomycota; Sordariomycetes; Diaporthales; Diaporthaceae
Exons: 4
Coding region: 1-1761 (586 amino acids)
Source: RefSeq, a predicted model, not a curated record